AAGAGGCCAGACAGCGACAUGGGGAAGAUGGCGGCAGCCGUGGGCUCUGUAGCGACGCUGGCGGCAGAGCCAGGGGAGGACGCCUUUCGGAAGCUUUUCCGCUUCUACCGGCAGAGUCGCCCUGGGACCGCAGACCUGGGAGCGGUCAUUGACUUCUCGGCAUCCCGCGGCUCGGGGCCUGGUGCCCGCAAGGUGGUUAGAUUUCAGCUGAGUGUGUCUUCUGUCAGUGACCACGAUGCACAUAGAGCAGGACUUCAGCCAGUCAGCAAGUGGCAAGCUUAUGGACUCCAAGGCUAUCCUGGAUUUAUUUUUAUCCCAAACCCCUUCCUCCCAGGUUACCAGUGGCACUGGGUGAAGCAGUGCCUUAAGUUAUAUUCCCAGAAACCAAAUGUGUGUAACCUGGACAAGCACAUGACCCAGGAAGAGACUCAGGACCUGUGGGAACAGAGCAAAGAGUUUCUGAGGAACAAAGAAGUGAAUAAACGGAGACCCCGAAGCUUACUAGAGAAGUUGCGCUGGGUGACUCUAGGCUACCAUUACAACUGGGACAGUAAGAAAUACUCAGCCGAUCAUUAUACACCUUUCCCUUCUGACCUGGCUUUCCUCUCAGAGCAAGUAGCCGCAGCCUGUGGAUUUCAGGGUUUCCGAGCCGAGGCAGGUAUCCUGAAUUACUACAGAUUGGACUCCACACUGGGAAUCCAUGUAGAUAGAUCUGAACUAGAUCACUCCAAACCCCUGCUGUCUUUCAGCUUCGGACAGUCUGCCAUCUUUCUCCUGGGUGGCCUCAAAAGGGAUGAGGUGCCCACAGCCAUGUUCAUGCACAGCGGUGACAUCAUGGUAAUGUCAGGUUUCAGCCGCCUGUUGAAUCAUGCAGUCCCAAAGGUCCUUCCAAGUCCUCAGGGGGAGAGCCUGCCGUGCUGCCUAGAGACUCCUCUGCCCACCGUCCUCCCCAGAGACUCCGUGGUAGAACCCUGCUCCGAGGAGGACUGGCAGGUGUGCACCAGGUACUUGAAGACUGCUCGUGUGAACAUGACUGUCCGACAGGUACUGGCCACAGACCAGGACUUCCCUGUGGAACCCAUGGAGGAGAAGAAGAGAGACAUCACCACAGAAGGUUUCUGCCACUUGGAUGACGAGAAUUGCCAAGUAAAACGAGUGAAGUUAAACCCUGACAGCUGAGACUUGGGGAGCCCGUUCUUUUCCUCAGGCAGGUCUCACAGUAGAUGACCAUGCUUUCUUGUAUUGCCAUAGACUUUAACAUCAAGACAAGCCAAAAACAGAGACAGGGAAAAACUCAUCAUGGAUCACAGUGUUGCCUUGGAACCCAUCCUGAAGAGUAAAGCAGCUAGCCACUUCGCUCAGAGAUGUGUUGGACAUGGGCCAGUCUGGUUAGAUGUUGGUUCUGUUGUAUGUGAGAAGUCCAAGAAGCAGCCAGAACAGCCUUCCCAGCCUCUACCAUACCUCUGAGAGAGGCAGAAGUGAGUUGCCAUGUUAUUGGAGCCUUAAAUACCUCAAAUUUUAUUAAUGGGAAACCUGACACCCUUCCUGCUACCCCUUCUAAUGAUUUGUGAUAAAAUCAUGGUCCCAGGAACCAGUCAGUAGGCUCCUCCUCAUUCUUGCAGCCGCCCAGUGAUCUUUUCUCCCGUCUUCUCUGGCCUUCACAGAAAAAUCCUAUACACAUGAAGACAAUGGAACUAGAAACCUCGUCUCCUAGGAAAGAAAUUAAUCACAGCUCUCUCUUACCUAAAAGAUAAAAUAUAUAUAAAGCCACAGGAAGAGGAGUGGUAGUUUCUCCAGAUUUCCUUUAGGUCUAAACUCUUCCUGUUGGCUUUUUAAUGCAGUUUUAAUUGUUGGACUAAAAAAGCCCCAAGGGUGUUCUGUAACUGUUUUCUCCAUGAAUAAAACUCUCUCUUUUAAAUUAAA
Molecule: messenger RNA, 1923 nt
Organism: Mustela lutreola (European mink)
Lineage: Eukaryota; Metazoa; Chordata; Mammalia; Carnivora; Mustelidae
Gene: ALKBH1
Product: alkB homolog 1, histone H2A dioxygenase
Exons: 6
Coding region: 19-1179 (386 amino acids)
Biological process (GO): oxidative RNA demethylation
Cellular component (GO): cytoplasm; nucleus
Molecular function (GO): ferrous iron binding; broad specificity oxidative DNA demethylase activity; oxidative RNA demethylase activity
Source: RefSeq, a predicted model, not a curated record